GGAGCCGGUGCCGCGAAACUAGCACACAUCCCAUGUCUUCACUCGUCGAUGCGACCUCCUCGUGUCAACAUGUUCGUCCUGCUGCUCUUCUGCGCCGAUCUAGCACACACUGGAAAUGGUUUCCCAGAUGUGUCACUCACAGUGUCUCCUGCAGAGGGGCAUGAAUCCAACACACUUCAGUAUGAUCUGGAACUGAACUGGCAGCCUAGUCUGGAUGCAGACUGGAUUGGCCUUUACAAUGUAUCUUCACUGCAAGAAGUAACACCAGACACAGAGCCUCUCAUUCGCAUCAGUCCUCGUGAUUACCCUGAUGGUUACUACAGUACUAAUAUCAGCUUUGCUGAACAACAGUACCCCAAUGGAUGGAGUAAAGGGUCUGGAGAAAACCCCGUGCCUGGAGAUGCUUGUCUGCCCUAUUGGAUUGCUGCCUACAAAUACAAUGAAUUGCAUCAGGCUGUCUGUCUUAAAAUCCACCCUACUUGGAUGUGGGAUCAUAGAGCUGAGCUGGAGAACAUGCCUCUUAUUGGUUUGUUCUUUCCUGGUACAUACAAUUCAAACCAUUUUAACAGAGGGAGUAUACCCUUGCCAAGGCAAACAGUCAGUCAUUUUCUUCUCACACAAGAUUCUGAUGUCUGGGGGGAAUUAAUUCGUGGUAUUCGGUACCUUGAUGUUGAUAUAGAGUCUUGUCCUAACCAGGGGAAGUCUUCUUCCACCCCUGCAACUAGAGAUGAUGACAGAUGCUCGGCGAAUCAUAGCCUGCCUCAUGCAAAUCAUCUGCUGCCUGUGCUUAAGGAUAUUAAAGAAUUCUUGAAGAGGGCAAAGUAUGAAAUAGUCAUACUUGACAUUCACCACUUCCCCAUGGGAUUUGAAAAAAACACAGACCUACACCGUGAAUUUGUUUCAUUGCUGUAUUCUGAGCUUGGUGAUUACAUACUGUCAUUCGACAACAUUACCUACAAUUCUACAUUGGCUGACGUGUGGCACACUGGACGUACUCUUAUUGUGGCAUACAAUGAUUCUGUAACAACGACAGAAUUUGCUUGGCUGUGGGGCCCAAUACCACGGCUUUAUGGAGAUCACCAAACAACAGAAGGGCUCAAGACAUUCCUUUGGCAGUGCAUGGACGAUGCACGUGCCACCAGUGGGACAACUUUGGAAAUGUCUACAACUAGUAAUCUACCAACACCAGCAGUUUCCACAUCAGACAACUCAGAUAGUCUUCAUGAUCUAAUUGACAUGGCCAGUCGUAAUAUCACUAAAUGGUUUCAUAAUUAUUGGUGGAGAUAUUCAAACCUUGUUGCCACUGACUUUUUCCUUGGAAAUAACAUAACUGAUGUUAAUGUUAGAGCUUGCCUGGAUAAAGCAAAUAAUGUAAUAUUUCAAAUAGCAUCAGAAGACUAGUGAUGGUUAUCAUGAUGACAGUUUACUGCAUGACAUACAAAGUGUAAAUUCAAAACUGCACACACUUGCAACCAAUAAUAAUACUACUAAUAAUAAUAUUAAUAAUAAUAAAAACUAUGUAAAACAAUAGAAAGAAGAGAGAUGCAUUGUAAACUUAAGUUGUAAACAGGAUUCAAGUGCUUUCUAGUCAUAUUUGGUUUGAUUCUCUUGAGUACAUCACCAUCAGUAAACCAAGUCUCUCCAAGUCCAUCCUUAUACAGAUGGUUGUGGGGCCUUGGCUGUUCAAUACAGAAUAUCGAAUCAAAACACUUUCCAGCUAUCUAAAUUUUCAGUUGUUAUUUUAUUUGAGCAACCAGUUUUGGUGCUACACUACUACACCUUCAGACCACCUGACCGACAGUAAGAAGAUUCCCAUAGGGGAUAUCAUUCACUGUAGAUUUCUACUUGACACAGUGAUCCUUUCAAUCAUCACUUGCCAAAUGUUACCUGACAGUCAGCAAACGAUGAUCAAGGGAUCACAGUGUCAAGUAGAAAUCUAUGGACACCAGUCACUCAAUGCUGGCCUCUAUUUUGACUACUGCAGAGGUGAGAAUCUUCCUACAUGUUGGUCAGGUGCCUGAAGAUGGCAUAAUGUAGUGCUAAAAUUGAUUGCUCAUGUAAAAUAACAAUUGACAAUUUAGACGGCUGAAAGAUGUUUUGAUUCAACAUUCUAUACCAGUAAACUAAAGUCAAAUGAACUUAUUUGACAUAUUUACUGAACAUGGCAGCAAAGAAAGGUAUUUAAAUUUGUUUGCAUUGACUGUAGUAUUUGAUAUAAUGUAGAAGCAAUAACUACUUAGCAGGCAUUGGCAAUGCAUUGCAAAGCAUAAUCCAAGGCUCAAAAGAAAUAUGUAAUGAGAAGGAUGCUCCAUGAUUGCUGCCAAAUAAAGCCUACAAUUUUAAUACACAAAACUCUCAUUAGCUUACCUUGACACACAUGUGAAGCUUACAGCCAUAAAACUCCAUCAAAGUUAUAUUUGCUUACAAAUACGCAAAGAUAUGUAAUAUACAGAUUUAUGAUUACACACAUGCAUUGCUGUUAUUUGGUUUUGAUACCCUUCAUGGGGCUUUCCUCAUAUGCUGUAAUAAAGACAGUGAAGCAUUGCUUGGUAUGCUGUGCUUGUUCAUUGUGCUUAGACUUUUGGAUGGUUUCACACUCUUGUUCAGAAAGUUGCCAAGAUGUUCAAAAUUUUUCAGUGAAGUCCACAGAAGCAGUACUACACCUAGCAAUCCUAUGCUUCUACAACUAGAUACAUGUACAUGACAAAUAACACCAUUUUAGAAGAGUAAGUAAAGUGGCUUUGUGUAUACAUUUGUCUCCUAUAUGCAAGCAAUGCUUUGUCAAAUUUUGAAAUGUAUAACUAUUACCAUUCAAAGAAGUGGUAAUUACAUUUUGUUUUUUAGCAUAAUUAAUUUUUUUUAAUUAUAGUAAUCAGUGAUUCCCAGUUCAUCCAUCAGAAAACUUCUGUCCUUUUUAAAAUAUAUAACAACUAUGUAUCAUUGUGUGUUUUUCAAUUUAUGUUCCAAAACUAUUUUUUUUAUUAAAGAAAGCAUCCUAUAAUGAAUGACAGUACAUAUGAAGAUAGUCUUUAAAGCUCAAAAUGAUGAGUUACAAAAUUUUGAAGAUCACUAAUAAUAAAAUCCCGGGUAUAUUUGUGCACUGGACAUUCACUAAAAUAUCCUCAAACUCAAAGUUAUUUUUUAGUUUCUGGGUAGCUAUGAAGUCUAAACCAUGCAUUUCACAAUGAUUUCCUGUGAACAUAAAUCUUAAAAGAGCUGGGUGGAGCAUAAUGGAUGUAUUUAUCUCAUACCACUGGUGAGCACCUGUCACUCAACUGAAGAACUGUCAUCACUUUCAGACUCUAAUGCAGUAACAUCUUAUUCUUCUUCACUUUCCGAGCCACUAAACUCAAUAUGAAACUCAAGCUCACCAUAGCCAUCCUCUUUUUAAAAACCAUCAAUGCAGGAAAGAGGCAGAAAGUGUGUGUUUUGUCACUGAGUAUCCAAAACUGUACACAGUGAAGAUGAUAGCUAGUGGCAGCCAUCUUGACCAAAAGAUCACAGCUAGGCUACAAAUGUAGAACCAGAUGCUCUCUAGUGGCUGAACGCUUAACUAACAGUGCUGAAAUGGAUACAAGCAUUUUUUUUUUUUUUUUUUGCCUCAGGAUUGUAAGUUUCUGUCGAAAUAAUAAAAAGAAGAUAACUCAGGGUUUUAUGUCAAGGAGUUAAUGUAACUUCAGUUUUACAUAGUUGUCAGAGUAUUGUGAAAUACUCUCUUUUUCACACUUGACAACAAAGGCUUCUUUGACAGGAAGGUUAAACUGGCUAAAUUAGUUCUGUUAACAGACUUCAGGUGUCAGUACAUAUUAGACUUCCAUAUAUGAAUAUUUCUGUAUGAGAGUAUCAGAAUUACGUGUCAUGCAAUUAAAGGAACUUGCAUAUUAUUUCACAAUAACUGUUAAUAAUAGCUGAAAAUGAACUAAAGUUUGAGCAUAAUGUCAGCUAAAUGGAGAAAAACUGCUAAGAUGGACAAAGGCCAGUUAUUUACAUGGCUAUGCCCUUGUUGAAAAAAUACCACUAUCAGGAUGGGUGGACUGGAGUUAGGAUCCCCCUCUUCCUGAAUGUGAGUUCGGUGUAAACCACAGUGACACCACACAUGGUACUAAAGAGGUCUAUAGUCUGCAUUUAACAACCCAAGUAAUAAUUAGGUCUGUGUCACAUCCUACAACAAAUUCUCUGAAACCACAUCUGUUAACAUGUUUUAAAUCUGAAGUCGUGGGCCAACUGUUACCAGAAAGAACACUAAAUUUCCUUUCAAAUGAGCUUUGCAGGUGUUUAUGUUUUCAGCCAUUUGUAGAACAUACCCCCUGAUCUUGAAAAGGAAUGAUUUGACAGUGUCACAAGCAACUGCAACUAAUUUCACUAGCAAACUUGUAAAGUAUUCAUAUUCCAUUAAAACCAUUUCAUGAUACUUUAAUAAUCAUUCUGAACAACAAUAGCAGACUCAGCACACCAUAAACUGAUGCUAACAUACAAAUAUGUCACAAAAAGCUAUUUUAUGACAGCACAGUGAUGAAAGCUUCCUGCAACAAUAAUUUCCAACUAAGAAUUCAGUUUUUAUGAAGAUACUGAGUGGCUGUCAGCUAACUUAUACAUUGUUGAUCAGACACAUGACAAAAAUCAUGGAUUAUGAACAGGGGAAACUGAUAGACAUCAACAAAUACAAGAAAAAAGUUCAACACUAUCUCAAUCAAAAGAAAUCAUUAAUAGCAAUCAGGCAGAUAAUACAAGAAAAAUAUGUUAGAUUAAGUAUCACAAAAGUAAGAUGAGUGUACUGAACACAAUCUUCAAAUGUUCCGAAGAAAUCAAAUAUGUAGUUACAGUGAAACACAUUUAGGAUACAUUGAUGUGCAAGGUAUUUACCCUGCAUGUUUCCAACACAACAAUGAGAUAGACAGGAAAGUGAUAAAAAAAAUUACAGACCCACUACUAAAACUGGCAAAUGGCUUAUGCCACUUAUGUAAUGCAGUAUUCACAUACCAAUGUAGGGAGCACACUGGACCUUGUGCAGCAUUAUUUACAGUGGAAUGACUGGAAAAUUCAUGACCAUGAGGCUCAUGGAUGGUAAACAAUACAAGUUGGUACAAAAGGAAAAAAUGGCUCUGAGCACUAUGGGACUUAACUUCCGAGGUCAUCAGUCCCCUAGAACUUAGAACUACUUAUACCUAACUAACCUAAGGACAUCACACACAUCCAUGCCUGAGGCAGGAUUCGAACAAAAGGAAAAUUGUUAUACUACAAGUUGAACAAAAAAUGACCUACUUGAGCAAAUAAUAUCACAUGAGUAUUCACUUUAGUAAACAUAUCUAAAAAUCAUGCUCACCUCAUCGUUUACUUUGUAAUGACAUGGUUUUACACAUUUCAGACCCUGAAUUGUGGAAGUCACUGUUCUAACAUUUCUGUAAACAAGUGUUGUAAAACAAUUUUUUUUAUCUGGUGAUGCACAGCUACAAAUAGCCUAAGAAUAAUCCUAUGCAUUUGAGUGUAUUGAACAUGUUUUGUUACAAGGUUUUGUUCUCCAUCCAUUAUGACCAUUUCACUCAGCAUCUCUUGGAAGUACAGUAGAACAUUUGUUUUUCUUUGUAAAUAUUUACUGUGUAUUCUUGGUUUUUCUGACAUGUUCUACAUCCUGAAGGAUCUUCUUGCUAUAGUGAUAUAUUGGAAUGAAAAGUACAUCUAAUAUAAUGUAACCAUUGUAAAAUAUUGCUCCAUAAUAAAUCCUUUACCAUCA
Molecule: messenger RNA, 5731 nt
Organism: Schistocerca gregaria
Lineage: Eukaryota; Metazoa; Arthropoda; Insecta; Orthoptera; Acrididae
Product: PI-PLC X domain-containing protein 1-like
Exons: 6
Coding region: 49-1401 (450 amino acids)
Biological process (GO): lipid metabolic process
Molecular function (GO): phosphoric diester hydrolase activity
Source: RefSeq, a predicted model, not a curated record